Molecule: messenger RNA, 1937 nt
Organism: Arvicola amphibius (Eurasian water vole)
Lineage: Eukaryota; Metazoa; Chordata; Mammalia; Rodentia; Cricetidae
Gene: Lingo1
Product: leucine rich repeat and Ig domain containing 1
Exons: 2
Coding region: 75-1937 (620 amino acids)
Cellular component (GO): plasma membrane
Molecular function (GO): protein binding
Source: RefSeq, a predicted model, not a curated record
UGGGGCUGGGGCCGCGCCGGCAAGAGAGACAUGCGAUUGGUGACCGAGCCGAGCGGACGGACAGCGCGCCCGAGAUGCAGGUGAGCGAGAGGAUGCUGGCGGGGGGCAUGAGAAGCAUGCCCAGCCCCCUCCUGGCCUGCUGGCAGCCCAUCCUCCUGCUGGUACUGGGCUCUGUACUAUCAGGUUCUGCCACGGGCUGCCCGCCCCGCUGCGAGUGCUCAGCACAGGACCGAGCAGUGCUCUGCCACCGAAAGCGCUUUGUGGCAGUGCCCGAGGGCAUCCCCACCGAGACUCGUCUGCUGGACCUGGGUAAAAACCGCAUCAAGACGCUCAACCAGGACGAGUUUGCCAGCUUCCCACACCUGGAGGAACUGGAACUCAAUGAGAACAUCGUGAGCGCCGUGGAACCCGGCGCCUUCAACAACCUCUUCAACCUUCGGACACUGGGGCUGCGCAGCAACCGCCUGAAGCUCAUCCCGUUGGGUGUCUUCACCGGCCUCAGCAACCUGACCAAGCUGGACAUCAGUGAAAACAAGAUUGUCAUCCUGCUGGACUACAUGUUCCAAGACCUAUACAACCUCAAGUCGCUGGAGGUCGGUGACAAUGACCUCGUCUACAUCUCCCAUCGAGCUUUCAGCGGCCUCAACAGCCUGGAGCAGCUGACUCUGGAGAAAUGCAAUCUGACCUCCAUCCCCACCGAGGCGCUUUCCCACCUGCAUGGCCUCAUCGUCCUGCGGCUACGACAUCUCAACAUCAACGCAAUCAGGGACUACUCCUUCAAAAGGCUGUACCGACUCAAGGUCUUGGAGAUCUCCCACUGGCCCUACCUGGACACCAUGACCCCCAACUGCCUCUACGGCCUCAACCUGACAUCCCUGUCCAUCACACACUGCAACCUGACCGCAGUGCCCUAUCUGGCCGUUCGCCAUCUGGUCUAUCUCCGCUUCCUCAAUCUUUCCUACAACCCCAUUGGUACUAUCGAGGGCUCCAUGCUGCAUGAGCUGCUGCGGUUGCAGGAGAUCCAGCUGGUGGGUGGGCAGCUGGCCGUGGUGGAGCCCUAUGCCUUUCGUGGGCUCAACUACCUACGUGUGCUCAAUGUCUCUGGCAACCAGCUGACCACCUUGGAGGAGUCGGCCUUCCACUCAGUGGGCAACCUGGAGACGCUCAUCCUGGACUCCAACCCCCUGGCCUGUGACUGCCGGCUGCUGUGGGUCUUCCGGCGCCGCUGGCGGCUCAACUUCAACAGGCAGCAACCCACCUGCGCCACACCCGAGUUCGUCCAGGGCAAGGAGUUCAAGGACUUUCCGGACGUUCUCCUACCCAACUACUUCACCUGCCGCAGGGCCCACAUCCGGGACCGCAAGGCGCAGCAGGUGUUUGUAGAUGAGGGCCACACGGUGCAGUUUGUGUGCCGCGCGGAUGGCGACCCUCCACCGGCCAUCCUUUGGCUCUCACCCCGCAAGCACUUGGUCUCAGCUAAAAGCAAUGGGCGGCUCACAGUCUUCCCUGAUGGCACGCUGGAGGUGCGCUACGCCCAGGUACAGGACAACGGCACGUACCUGUGCAUCGCAGCCAAUGCUGGCGGCAACGACUCCAUGCCCGCCCACCUGCAUGUGCGCAGCUACUCGCCCGACUGGCCCCAUCAACCCAACAAGACGUUCGCCUUCAUCUCCAACCAGCCAGGCGAGGGAGAGGCCAACAGCACCCGCGCCACCGUGCCUUUCCCUUUCGACAUCAAGACGCUCAUCAUUGCCACCACCAUGGGCUUCAUCUCCUUCCUGGGCGUAGUCCUCUUCUGCCUGGUGCUGCUGUUUCUCUGGAGCCGGGGCAAAGGCAACACAAAGCACAACAUCGAAAUUGAGUAUGUGCCCCGGAAAUCGGACGCAGGCAUCAGCUCGGCCGAUGCACCCCGCAAGUUCAACAUGAAGAUGAUAUAA